AUGUCAGCCAAAAGCAGCCCGGUGACGGUGACGUGGUAUCCCCUGAACCACUACCCGUCCCUGGGGAAGGAGGCAGCAAGAGAGAGGGCCAGACGCCAGCUGCAGCCCAGGCUGAGACACAGCCGGAGCUACAGCCCUGCAGGCCACAAGGAGGACAGCAACAUACAGCAGGACCUCACUGAGGUGGGAUCUGACCGGAACCUCUGGGCUCUCACAAGGCCUCAGGCUUAAGAGCUUAGAGACUCUGGAUGCUUUGGUUUGGGAAGUGAAUUUGUAUGUUGGCAUGUGGGUAUUUGUCUGUUUAUUGUGGAGUCAGCAUUAUAGCAUACUACUGCUACUACAUGCUGGGUAUUUGUCUGUUUAUCGUGGAGCCAGCAGUAUAGCGUACUACUGCUACUACAUGCUGGGUAUUUGUCUGUUUAUUGUGGAGCCAGCAGUAUAGCGUACUACUGCUACUACAUGGCUGGGUUGUGAGCUGUAACUAGAGGUUGGAGCUCAGUGUGUCUGUCCUAGAUAUGUCAGAGGACACGCUCGUCUCUGUUGCAAUAAUCUUGAUGUUCUGCUUUUGUUUUGCCUGUUAAGCUGUUAUCAACUACCAGGAACGUCAUGUUUGAUUUCACGUUUGAUUUAAAAAGAUUUGCAUGCUUUAGGUUUUCUGUGUAAUGUCAAUCGAUUGCGCUGAUUAUUUUCCUUGCAAAACAUAUCAACAACAGCAAUGCAUAGGAGAAUAUGUAAUAUCUACAACCCACCUCAGCUUUGGAAAUCCUAUUCCUGCGGUGUGGAAUAUUUUUUGCAUUUAUCUUCUAAAACACAAGCCAUCCAUUGAUUUCAUGCAUUUGAGGUGGUUUCUUUGGAUAUAUAUGAUUGCCAAACUGACUGCAUACUGAGCCGGUCUGCAAUCUCUUUGUACAUCUUCGUGAGUCAACAUGCAAGUUGAUAACGAGCAUGACUUUAAGCAGCAUUUCUCUCAUACCUGUAUCUCUACAAAAGAUAACAAAUACGUGUGAUAAUUGUACUCUGCAUAUGAGAAGAAAACAUCCCAAAUGUAUUUUGCUUAAGCAGAAUUUCUCUUUUUCCUUUGUCUCUGCUCAUCUGUGGCUGUGAGAAGGUAGCAGAUCUCUGGUUUCACUGAGGCAACUGAUAGCUAGCUAGAGUGUGUUAAGACUCGUGUUGGCCUCAUGUUCAUCUCUACCAGGCUGCUAAAUCAUGGAACCCUGCCCAGACAGGUAGAUAUGUAGUCAUCAGAGAGCCUGGCCCAUCACCCAUUACAGUGGCUUGCGUAAGGAUUCACCCCCCUUGGCAUUUUUCCUAUUUUGUUGCCUUACAACCUGGAAUUAAAAUGGAUUUUUGGGGGGGUUUGUAUCAUUUGAUUUACACAACAUGCCUACCACUUUGAAGAUGCAACAUUUAUUUUUUUGUGAAACAAACAAGAAAUAAGACAAAAAAAACAGAGAAUUUGAGCAUGCAUAACUAUUCACCACCCCAAAGUCAAUACUUUGUAGAGCCACCUUUUGCAGCAAUUACAGCAGCAAGUCUCUUGGGGUAUGUCUCUAUAAGCUUGGCACAUCUAGCCAAUGGGAUUGUUGCCCAUUCUUCAAGGCAAAACUGCUCCAGCUCCUUCAAGUUGGAUGGGUUCUGCUGGUGUACAGCAUUCUUUAAGUCAUACCACAGAUUCUCAAUUGGAUUGAGGUCUGGGCUUUGACUAGGCCAUUCCAAGACAUUUAAAGGUUUCCCCUUAAACCACUUGAGUGUUGCUUUAGCAGUAUGCUUAGGGUCAUUGUCCUGCUGGAAGGUGAACCUCCGUCUCAGUCUCAAAUCUCUGGAAGACUGAAACAGGUUUCCCUCAAGAAUUUCCCUGUAUUUAGCGCCAUCAAUCAUUCCUUCAAUUCUGACCAGUUUCCCAGUCUCUGCCGAUGAAAAACAUCCCCACAGCAUGAUGCUGCCACCACCAUGCUUCACUGUGGGGAUGGUGUUCUCGGGGUGAUGAGAGGGGUUGGGUUUGCCCCAGACAUAGCGUUUUCCUUGAUGGCCAAAAAGCUCAAUUUUUGUCUCAUCUGACCAGAGUACCUUCUUCCAUAUGUUUGGGGAGUCUCCCACAUUCCUUUUGGCGAACACCAAACGUGUUUGCUUAUUUUUUUCUUUAAGCAUAGGCUUUUUUCUGGCCACUCUUCUGUAAAGCCCAGCUCUGUGGAGUGUACGGCUUGAAGUGGUCCUAUGGACAGAUACUCCAAUCUCCGCUGUGGAGCUUUGCAGCUCCUUCAGGGUUAUCUUUGGUCUCUUUGUUGCCUCUCUGAUUAAUGCCCUCCUUGCUUGGUCCGUGACCCUCUCUUGGCAGGUUUGUUGUGGUGCCAUAAUCUUUCUAUUUUUUAAUAAUGGAUUUAAUUACAUUUACAUUUUAGUAAUUUAGUAGACGCUCUUAUCCAGAGCGACUUACAGUUAGUGAGUGCAUACAUGUUUUUAUUUAUUUGUCAUACCCCCCAUGGGAAUCGAACCCACAACCCUGGCGUUGCAAACACCAUGCUCUACCAACUGAGCUAUAUCCCUGCCGGCCAUUCCCUCCCCUACCCUGGACGACGCUGGGCCAAUUGUGCGCCGCCCCAUGGGUCUCCCGGUCGCGGCCGGCUAUGACAGAGCCUGGAUUCGAACCAGGAUCUCUAGUGGCACAGCUAGCACUGCGAUGCAGUGCCUUAGACCACUGUGCCACUCGGGAGGUGCUCCGUGGGAUGUUCAAAGUUUCCGAUUUCUUUUUUAUAACCCAACCCUGAUCUGUACUUCUCCACAAAUUUGUCCCUGACCUGUUUGGAGAGCUCCUUGGUCUUCAUGGUGCCGCUUGCUUGGUGGUGCCCCUUAGUGGUGUUGCAGACUCUGGGGCCUUUCAGAACAGGUGUAUAUAUACUGAGAUCAUGUGACACUUUAUUUAACUAAUUAUGUGACUUCUGAAGGUAAUUGGUUGCACCAGUUCUUAUUUAGGGGCUUCAUAGCAAAGGGGGUGAAUACAUAUGCACACACCACUUUUCCGUUAUUUAUUUUGUAUACAUUUAUGAAACAAGUUAUUUUUUUCAUUUCACUUCACCAAUUUGGACUAUAUUGUGUAUGUCCAUUACAUGAAAUCCAAAUAAAAAUCCAUUUAAAUUACAGGUUGUAAUGCAACAAAAUAGGAAAAACGCCAAGGGGCAUGAAUACUUUUGCAAGGCACUGUAUAUCAGCAUGGAACCAUUUCUAACAUGCAGUGACUUCCCCAGCUGCCCCUGUGGAGCAACUAAAUUCCUGUCAUUCUUACUCAAAAUACUCUAUGUACACCAUGACACGGAAGCCAUUAUCACCUGUGUAUGUUUUUGUUUUGGCUCUGUGUAUGCAUGUUGUGAAAAGUAUGUGGGUAUGUUCUUAUGAGCAAAACCUUUUUCAAGAACUGCAGUUUGUUGCCCAUUUCACAGCCCUGAGUUGGGUUUACAAAUGAAACAAAUGUAUGUCAGUUGAAGGAGAACAAAUGACAUUGUCAGCAGGUCAGUUUUGCAAACUUAUACAUGGGUAACUAAAUGUGUUCUGCUGUGUGUAUGUCUGUAGGCUCACCUGGUAGCAGCAUUUGAGCAGAGCUUGGGGAACAUGACCAUCCGACUCCAGGGCCUUACCACCACGGCUGAGCAGAAGGUAAGGACUGGAGCUGUCAAAAUAUCUGUUUCCUCAGAAAUAUGUGUUGCUUUAUCAUGUUGUUGUAUUUUAGGACUUUGAGCUGAACGAGCUGAGGAAGACCAUAGAAUACCUGAAGAAGCAGAACACAGCAGCCCAUGCAGCCAUCAACGGUGUCAUCAACCUGCCAGAGCUCACCUGCAAAGGUGAUAGGCCAGGUGAGAAGUUACCUCCCACAUCAACAUGGAAACCCAACAAGGAUGGAUGGCUAUUGGCUAGUGAGAAGAAAGGCAUCUGACACCGAAUCAGAAUGGAUUCCAAUUCUAUGCCAUCAUCUGGUCCUUGUCUCACCCUCUCUCUUGUGCAUCCCACAGCCUCCGCCAAUGGAAGCCCCCAGUCUCAACCAGACCUGUGUAUCCGCAGACAGCACUCGUCUGACAGUGUGUCCAGCAUCACCAGCGCCACCAGCCACUCCAGCGUGGGCAGCAACCUGGAGCUGGACGCCAAGAACAAAAAGACGAAGAAGAACUGGGUAGGUCCUCUACUCAUUGUCUAUCUAGCUGGCUGGCUAGCUGUCAGUCUGUCACUCGGUGUCUGUCUGUCUAUCUACAUGGCUGGCUAGCUGUCUGUCGCUCUGUGUCUGUAUGUCUCUGUCUGUAUGUCUAAUCUGUCAUAUGUUCUUGCCCUUUCCUCCAAUCCUUCUGUUUGUGCUCAGCCUCCUUGUGCAGGAGCAAAGGUGAAUAUAGUUAUUGUUGUUAAUGAGCUGCUCUAGAAACUAGAUUGUGAGUUGAGAAUUGUGAGGUGUUCUCUUAUUACACAUGACAAACAGCAAAGAAACUGCACACCACUACAAAAAGGUUUGUCAUCUGUAAUGUGUUAGUUAGGAGAUACAAGUUUAGGUCAAUAUACUCAUGCAUUUUCUGCCUGUAGAAAAGAGGUGUGGAUACAGUAUGUUGGUUGAGCACUGCCUGUACUAACCUAUGAAGUGAAAUUAAAACGUCUGUGUGUUUUCUUUUGGCCUGAUAUAAUGCUGUUGCGUGUGCUGGAGGGAAGGUGAAAGAUGACUAUGUACGCAGACAGUGACGAUACUAGUAUCUGUGUAUUAGUUAGAAGUACAACUGUGGCAUACCUGACUAUUUGACCACAAGGGGGCAGAUGACUACUGAAUUUAAAUAUCUAAAUCUGCCCUUUAGUGGUUGAGUAGUCAUGUCAAUUAGUGAGGUUUUAAAAGUGAUAUCUGAAAUCUUCCUCCCUAGCCUUGUGUUCAUUCCCUGUUUGUAGCUGUGAGAUUAUAGUUUGCAUUCAGUCUCUUUAGUGAGCUGCAUACAGCAUAUUCUCUGUCCCUAAAACCUGUACACAAAGUAUUGGAUUAUUCCUGUCUCCACAAAAUAAAUCCACCCUACCUCUAUUGUGUCUCCAAGCUAAAAGUUGAAAUUGUCUAUGGUCAUGUCUAUGGUCAUGUCUAUGGUCAUGUCUAUGAUCGUGUCUAUGGUCAUGUCUAUGAUCGUGUCUAUGGUCAUGUCUAUGGUCAUGUCUAUGUGUCUAUGAUCGUGUCUAUGGUCAUGUCUAUGGUCAUGUCUAUGGUCAUGUCUAUGGUCGUGUCUAUGAUCGUGUCUAUGGUCAUGUCUAUGGUCGUGUCUAUGAUCGUGUCUAUGGUCAUGUCUAUGGUUGUGUCUAUGAUCGUGUCUAUGGUCGUGUCUAUGAUCGUGUCUAUGGUCGUGUGAUUGUCUGUUGUCUUGUCUUUCCCCUCUUGUGCUGUCAUAUCGUGUGGAGGUUUAUGAGGUAAGCUUAACACACUAAUUCCCAAAACAGACUUUUAUUCCUUGAUAAGAUGGAGAUAGUGAAAGAGUAGAAGUGUAUAACUGCUUUGUGAUUCAAAUGUAUUUCUGGGCCCCUUAUAUGUCUGUGUGUUUUACUAUGUAAUCAGGUCUCUCUGUUUUCUGCUCUUCUCUGACCCCCAUCCCCAUCCCCGGCUACAGCUGCGGAGCUCCUUCAAGCAGGCAUUUGGGAAGAAGAAGUCGCCCAAGUCUGCGUCCUCCCACUCAGACGUAGAGGAGAUGACCGACUGUUCCCUGCCCUCCUCCCCCAAGCUAACGGCUUAUAACGGCUCCACCACCUCCACACCCAUGAUCCGGAACUCCCACUCCAACUCUCUGUGAGUACCUGGGCCCAGGCUAUUAGACACUCACCUGUUUCUAAAUGGGAGGGGCUAGUGGAUCAUUAUGGAGGCUCCCUGUUUUUCUAAUUUAAUACAGUCAACUCAGGGGUCUGGAUUCCAGGUGACUACCUCAUGAAGCUGGUUGAGAGAAUGCCAAGAGUGUGCAAAGCUGUCAUCAAGGCAAAGGGUGGCUAUUUAAAUAUAUUUUGAUUUGUUUAACACUUUUUUGGUUACUACAUGAUUGCAUAUGUGUUAUUUCAUAGUUUUGAUGUCUACACUAUUAUUCUACAAUGUAGAAAAUAGUAAAAAUAAAGAAAAACCCUUGAAUGAGUAGGUGUGUCCAAACUUUUGACUGGUACUAUAUAUGUACAGUAUAUCCCAGUACCCCAAGCUGUGUGUGGUAUCAUUAGAGACUUUAUGGCCUCAUUGUUUUAGUCAAUAGUUGGAUGUUUCGCUUGAAGCUGUUCCUCUCUUGUCUGUCUGUUUGUCUAUGUGUGUCUCUAGUCCCUUUCUCUCUCCCCUGCCUGUUAGUGGGCGUGGCUGGCCCGGUAGCACUGGGGUGUUGAGGACUGGGUCUCUGGCUCAGUAAUCGAGUAUGAAUAAUGUCUGAAUAACCACCAUUCACUUUAUUAUCAAUUCUAAUGAUGGAUAAUCCUAACAAAUGUCCCUGAUGCACCAAAUGAUUAUUUAACCAAUUAAUAUCAACGUGAUGUGCCAUUGAAACUGGAAUUUUGAGCCAAUCACACACAUCCUUCACAGGACCUUGAUCUUGUCCUGUUUACUAUUGCCUGAACCCCUAUCUAUCACACAGUGAUUCAGUGCCUCUGGAUUAACUUGGAAUAAGCUACAAUAAUUAUUUGCAGUGACAAACCAAUUACUUGUACAGCAUGUUACUGAGUUUUUUUAAAUCUUUGUAAGAAAAUCAUAAUUGUGCUCCAUGAGGUUUCUUUGGGAUGUGCUCUUGAGGACUAGCAUUCUGUUUAACCUUGAACUGACCAGACAUCUGUCUCGUCUGCAGGAUCUCAGAGUGCACAGACAGCGAGGCGGAGACGGUGAUGGCGCUCCGCAGCGAGCUCCGAGACAAGGAGAUGAAGCUGACUGACAUACGCCUGGAGGCCCUCAGCUCCGCCCACCAGCUGGACCAGCUCAGGGAGUCCAUGAACCGCAUGCAGGUGAGGGUGACCGAAACAUGGUCACAUAUGACCAUUGAUAUAUGACAUGAUGAGGGCCUGGAGGUUUCCCUGACCUUGUGACCUGGCAUUUUCCUGGUCACGGUUUGCAUGGUUAGGGGAAAACUCCACACCCUAGAAAUGACCACGCAAACAUUGUCCAUCACAAAGCACGUCAAAUACAAAGUGGUACGAUGCUGAGAGUUAUGUGUGUUCUAAUCUGUCCUCAGGGCGAGAUAGAGAGGCUGAAGACAGAGAACGACCGUCUGAAGAUGGAGAGUCAGGGCAGCUGCAGCAGAGCAGCCUCACAAGCCUCAGUGACCUCACCCUCAGCGGGCCAGUCACAGCACAGCCUCGCCCUAACAGAGUCCACCAGCCUCGGUGAGUGAGAGAGUGUGUGUGAAUGAGCGAGCGUACGUGCAUGCAUGUGUGUGCGCCUGUGUUAGUCUUUGUGCGCGUGCGAGCACGUGCAUUCACUUGCGCAUGUGCGUGUGUGUGUUUGUAGUCUUGUAUGCAAUAGCUAAUAUCUAUGUCCCUGUCUCUGUAGACAUGUUGUUGGAGGACAACGGGGAUGGUAGCUCACGGAAAGAAGGACGACACGUCAAGGUGGUCGUAACUCUAGAUGAGGACGCCAAGUGGAAAGAGGUACGAAACAUCUUACACUUCCAACUCACCAGAAAUUACAAUGGCUACCAAAAAAUGUAUGACUGUCACCUUAUUUGUCCUUAAUAUCAUAUCUUAUGAUCAAUUCGUCCUCAUAUUCUAUAGGAGCGUAGACCUCGUCAGUUCCUGAUUGGUUGCAUUGGUGUCAGUGGGAAAACCAAAUGGGAUGUGCUGGAUGGGGUGGUCAGACGUCUUUUUAAGGUAAAUCAACAGACACUAAAAACUCAGCCUGGUAGAGGAGUGACUAGAGUGACACUUGUAUCUGACUUGUGAUUGGUUUGUGGUCCUUUGUCUGAUGUAUGAUUGGUCCAUUGUCUUGUAGCUACUGUUAUUUUACUGCUGCUCUUUAAUUAUUCGUUUUUUAUUUGAAUUUUGUACUUAUCUAUUUUGUACUUAACACUUAUUUUUCUUAAAACUGCAUUGUUGGUUAAGGGCUUGUAAGUAAGCAUUUCACUGUAAGGUCUACACCUGUUGUAUUCAGCGCAUGUGACAAAUACAAUUUGAUUUGAUUUGAUCUGAUGUUUAAUUGGUCCCUGGUCCUGCAGGAGUACAUUAUCCAGGUGGACCCAGUGAGCCAGCUGGGUCUAAACUCAGACAGUGUCCUGGGCUAUAGCAUCGGGGACAUCCAUCGCACACGUGGGGCUGACACCCCUGAACUCCUGCCCUGUGGAUACCUCGUUGGAGACAGUGACACCAUCUCUGUCUCUCUCAAAGGUAUGGGCAAGAAUGGACCACUAUUUAAAUACAUCUGAACCCUGUAAUUAAGAGCUGUCUGGAUCAGUAAAUAACAACACCAAAGUGAACCUACCCUUUAAUGUAUGUGUCCUGUGCUGCCCCCUGUCUGCAGGUGUGUGUGAGCACAGCCAAGACGACUUGGUGUUUGAGACACUGAUCCCCAAACCCCUGCUGCAGCGCUACGUGUCCCAGCUCCAUGAGCACAGGAGGAUCAUCCUGUCUGGCCCCAGUGGCACCGGGAAGAGCUUCCUGGCCAGCCGAUUGGCCGAACACAUAGUGCUGAGGGAAGGGAGAGAGGUCACCGACGGGACCAUUGCCACGUUCAACGUAGACCACAAGUCCAGCAAGGUCUGUCAAACACUAUCAUGACUAAUAAGUUGAAUGUAGGAAAUAACCUUUACCAAGGGAUACUUUCUGUAUGAUAGUGGAGGUGCCAAAAUAUAACCGAUAUGGAAGUAUAUGAGAGAGGAGAUUCACAAAUGGAAAUGGUUAUUCCCCUUACAUUGCAAACUGGAACUGUUGGAGGAUACAGUAAUUGGAAUAGAGUGUUUCCAGGUGACAUACGACGCCUCCUGGUGGCCAUGUUGGAAGACCACUGCAUCAAUUCUAACGACAACUACAGCUGAGUGGCUACCCCAAGCUGCAUGAAAACAGUGCCUAAAACUACUUCAUUCAUCACCAUAGUCAAUUUCUGUGCCGUAUUUGUCUGCUCUAACAGGGCAGGAACAACAACGGGGAAAAUAUAUUUUUACAGAUUACCCGCAAUCAUGAAACACGAAGGAGAUAACUGUCAGAAAAGCGAAGAAACCUUUUUGCCCAUCAAGACCUGAACCCAGACAGCUGUCAGUACAUGGUCUGCUCCCUGGUAAGUCUGAUUUUGAAUUUAGCUGUUAUCUGUUAUGCUAACCAGGUGUUAACAACAAGACUAAGUAGCCAACAUUAGGUAGAUAGCUUGUAGUCAAAGGCGGCAUGUGAGUUUCAAGUUUUGGGGAAGCAAUUUUUUCCACCAUAAAAAUGCACCUUUAUAAUAAAGCAUUGCGUCAAUGGAGGCUAGUGGGAGGAGCUGUAGGAGGACGGGCUCAUUGAAAUGGCAGGAAUGGAAUAAGGGGAACGGUAUCAAACAAAUGGAAACCACAUGUUUGACUCUGUUCCAUUAAUUCCGUUCCAGCCAUUACAAUGAGCUCGUCCUCCUAUAGCUCCUCCCACCAGCCUCCACUGCAUUGCAUGCAUCUAUCAUUGCAUUUGCAGACUAAUGUAAGACUACUUUUUGUAAUGUGAUGAAUAGAUUGGAUAGUCAUCAUUUAGGCUAUUUAAUAUACUCAGUCUAAUCACUGUGUAUGGCUGAGCAUGUAGCGGCAUAGGAAUAUACUAGGAUAACCUGCUGUGUCGACUGUUGGUUGUUCCAGCCCAACAAUAGAUGUAAUAUUUAUAUGACGUGAAAACACCUGAAAUGAAUUAAACACAACCAAACAAUCAAGAGCCCUGAUGGUAUAGGUGACCUGAAGAAGUGAUAUUCUAACAUCAGUUGUGCUUUGUAUUUGGUUAUGUACUGUAGGUUCACCAGCUGAACUCUAUCAAGACACCCAUGUCGACUGGAUUCCCACUGUGAGGAUGAACAAUGCUGCAGCAUCAGUUUCGACUUCUACUACUUUGUCCUUUUCCAGAUAUGAAAGGAGAAAUCCCUCAGACAAAAUGGUUUGUUAUACGCUGUGCCUUGGUCAAUCUGAAUUAUUCUGUUGUGCCAUUUGAGUAGAGAGCACCGUUACCUUGUCAUCAUGACAAAAGUGCCCCCUUAAACCGAAUGAAGGGUGUAGCAAUAACUGCUGAUGAAACAGAAACAGUUUCACAGUAAUUUAUUUAGGUACACAUGUAUGAAUAUGUAAAAUGUAAUUUGGAACAACAUGUACAAUUCUAAUUGUUUAUGAUAUUGUAAACAUACUGUACUUUAAUAAUAGGCUUUAUUGUUAUAUGGGUGAAAUGAAAAGUAUUUUGUGUGUCGUCUCUGCUUUGCCUUUCCCCAUUGAAUAAAAUGUAUUUCUUAUAGCAUAACUAUUCUUUCUUUCUUUACAAUUUAAACACAUUUAGCAUAGACAAUGUAAUUGUUGUGGUAGUCUUAGGCAAACCAGCUUCAUUAUCACAUUGGCACAUCCAAGUGCCAUUCAGACCUUCUGGGAGAAAAGUAUCUUAGCAUUGAACUUGGUAGUAGUACAUGUACGUUUUAAGCUAAGGAUCCCAUCAUCUCCUGCUUCCAGACAUUUCACUAGCUAGAUUACUAAAGUUGGAUUUGCACUAAACAAUUUAAUGUCAGCACAAGGCAUGUACAACAUCUGGUAUAAUGAUUAGCUUCAUAUACAGUGGGGGAAAAAAGUAUUUAGUCAGCCAUCAAUUGUGCAAGUUCUCCCACUUAAAAAGAUGAGAGAGGCCUGUAAUUUUCAUCAUAGGUACACGUCAACUAUGACAGACAAAAUGAGAGAAAACAAAUCCAGAAAAUCACAUUGUAGGAUUUUUAAUGAAUUUAUUUGCAAAUUAUGGUGGAAAAUAAGUAUUUGGUCAAUAACAAAAGUUUCUCAAUACUUUGUUAUAUACCCUUUGUUGGCAAUGACACAGGUCAAACGUUUUCUGUAAGUCUUCACAAGGUUUUCACACACUGUUGCUGGUAUUUUGGCCCAUUCCUCCAUGCAGAUCUCCUCUAGAGCAGUGAUGUUUUGGGGCUGUCGCUGGGCAACACAGACUUUCAACUCCCUCCAAAGAUUUUCUAUGAGGUUGAGAUCUGGAGACUGGCUAAGCCACUCCAGGACCUUGAAAUGCUUCUUACGAAGCCACUCCUUCGUUGCCCGGGCGGUGUGUUUGGGAUCAUUGUCAUGCUGAAAGACCCAGCCACGUUUCAUCUUCAAUGCCCUUGCUGAUGGAAGGAGGUUUUCACUCAAAAUCUCACGAUACAUGGCCCCAUUCAUUCUUUCCUUUACACGGAUCAGUCGUCCUGGUCCCUUUGCAGAAAAACAGCCCCAAAGCAUGAUGUUUCCACCCCCAUGCUUCACAGUAGGUAUGGUGUUCUUUGGAUGCAACUCAGCAUUCUUUGUCCUCCAAACACGACGAGUUGAGUUUUUACCAAAAAGUUCUAUUUUGGUUUCAUCUGACAUUCUCCCAAUCCUCUUCUGGAUCAUCCAAAUGCACUCUAGCAAACUUCAGACGGGCCUGGACAUGUUCUGGCUUAAGCAGGGGGACACGUCUGGCACUGCAGGAUUUGAGUCCCUGGCGGCGUAGUGUGUUACUGAUGGUAGGCUUUGUUACUUUGGUCCCAGCUCUCUGCAGGUCAUUCACUAGGUCCCCCCGUGUGGUUCUGGGAUUUUUGCUCACCGUUCUUGUGAUCAUUUUGACCCCACGGGGUGAGAUCUUGCGUGGAGCCCCAGAUCGAGGGAGAUUAUCAGUGGUCUUGUAUGUCUUCCAUUUCCUAAUAAUUGCUCCCACAGUUGAUUUCUUCAAACCAAGCUGCUUACCUAUUGCAGAUUCAGUCUUCCCAGCCUGGUGCAGGUCUACAAUUUUGUUUCUGGUGUCCUUUGACAGCUCUUUGGUCUUGGCCAUAGUGGAGUUUGGAGUGUGACUGUUUGAGGUUGUGGACAGGUGUCUUUUAUACUGAUAACAAGUUCAAACAGGUGCCAUUAAUACAGGUAACGAGUGGAGGACAGAGGAGCCUCUUAAAGAAGAAGUUACAGGUCUGUGAGAGCCAGAAAUCUUGCUUGUUUGUAGGUGACCAAAUACUUAUUUUCCACCAUAAUUUUCAAAUAAAUUCAUUAAAAAUCCUACAAUGUGAUUUUCUGGAAAAGAAAUUCUCAAUUUGUCUGUCAUAGUUGACGUGUACCUAUGAUGAAAAUUACAGGCCUCUCAUCUUUUUAAGUCGGAGAACUUGCACAAUUGGUGGCUGACUGAAUACUUUUUUCCCCCACUUAAAUGUCUUGUCUACUGAUAUCGUUUUUAAAUUGAGAACAUAUAGCUCAACAAUAUGUAAACAAUGUGUGAGUUAAGCCUAUGGCUGCAUUGGCGUUGUAUGCCAUUAUCGUCAGCUGCAAAAUGGGUUCACAUAGCUCAUAUCCUGAGAGUGACAGUCAAAUAAAUGUAAUUGGAGAGGUUACAACUGAACAACAAGGUCAUAUUCAUUUGAGAAUACAGCACAGAAACACAGACAAAUUAGACAAAUUCCCUUCUGCUAUUUAUUGCAGGAUUGUGAUCUGUGAUUAAUCAACUUUGAAACGAGUUAAUGUUGAAUAAUAGUUAACAAUUAAAACCAGUUUAAACACUUCACUUCAAAGAAUCAACACUUUAUUUCAUAUAAUUUCAAAGUGUACAAGUAAGGUAACUGAUAUGUAAAGGUUAGACAUCUUAGUAAGUAGAGAAUUAUUACUAAAGCAAAAAAAAGUCAAUACCCGAGAUGGCCAACCUCGCUCCACUGAUCCUGAUCUACUUGGUGAGCAGACUUACACUGCUCAAAAAAAUUAAGGGAACACUAAAAUAACACAUCCUAGAUCUGAAUGAAUGAAAUAAUCUUAUUAAAUACUUUUUUCUUUACAUAAUUGAAUGUGCUGACAACAAAAUCACACAAAAAUUAUCAAUGGAAAUCAAAUGUAUCAACCCAUGGAGGUCUGGAUUUGGGGUCACCCUCAAAAUUAAAGUGGAAAACCACACUACAGGCUGAUCCAACUUUGAUGUAAUGUCCUUAAAACAAGUCAAAAUGAGGCUCAGUAGUGUGUGUGGCCUCCACAUGCCUGUAUGACCUCCCUACAACGCCUGGGCAUGCUCCUGAUGAGGUGGCGGAUGGUCUCCUGAGGGAUCUCCUCCCAGACCUGGACUAAAGCAUCCGCCAACUCCUGGACAGUAUGUGGUGCAAUGUGGCGUUGGUGGAUGAAGCGAGACAUGAUGUCCCAGAUGUGCUCAAUUGGAUUCAGGUCUGGGGAAUGGGUGGGCCAGUCCAUAGCAUCAAUGCCUUCCUCUUGCAGGAACUGCUGACACACUCCAGCCACAUGAGGUCUAGCAUUGUCUUGCAUUAGGAGGAACCCAGGGCCAACCGCACCAGCAUAUGGUCUCACAAGGGGUCUGAGGAUCUCAUCUCGGUCCCUAAUGGCAGUCAGGCUACCUCUGGUGAGCACAUGGAGGGCUGUGCGUCCCCCCAAAGAAAUGCCACCCCACACCAUGACUGACCCACCGCCAAACCGGUCAUGCUGGAGGAUGUUGCAGGCAGCAGAACGUUCUCCACGGCGUCUCCAGACUCUGUCACGUCUGUCACAUGCUCAGUGUGAACCUGCUUUCAUCUGUGAAGAGCACAGGGCGCCAGUGGCGAAUUUGCCAAUCUUGGUGUUCUCUGGCAAAUGCCAAACGUCCUGCACGGUGUUGAGCUGUAAGCACAACCCCCACCUGUGGACGUCGGGCCCUCAUACCACCCUCAUGGAGUCUGUUUCUGACCGUUUGAGCAGACACAUGCACAUUUGUGGCCUGCUGGAGGUCAUUUUGCAGGGCUCUGGCAGUGCUCCUCCUGCUCCUCCUUGCACAAAGGCGGAGGUAGCGGUCCUGCUGCUGGGUUGUUGCCCUCCUACGGCCUCCUCCACGUCUCCUGAUGUACUGGCCUGUCUCCUGGUAGCGCCUUCAUGCUCUGGACACUACGCUGACAGACACAGCAAACCUUCUUGCCAUAGCUCGCAUUGAUGUGCCAUCCUGGAUGAGCUGCACUACCUGAGCCACUUGUGUGGGUUGUAGACUCCGUCUCAUGCUACCACUAGAGUGAAAGCACCGCCAGCAUUCAAAAGUGACCAAAACAUCAGCCAGGAAGCAUAGGAAUUGAGAAGUGGUCUGUGGUCACCACCUGCAAAACCAGUCCUUUAUUGGGGGUGUCUAGCUAAUUGCCUAUAAUUUCCACCUGUUGUCUAUUCCAUUUGCACAACAGCAUGUGAAAUUUAUUGUCAAUCAGUGUUGCUUCCUAAGUGGACAGUUUGAUUUCACAGAAGUGUGAUUGACUUGGAGUUACAUUUAAAAUAAAUGCACUGUUGGUUAAGGGCUGUAAGUAAGCAUUUCACUGUAAUGUCUGCACCUGUUGUAUUCGGCGCAUGUGACCAAUACAAUUUGAUUUGAUUUGAACUAAGAGCACCAACCUCUGCUGGAAGCUUUUAGUUUUUUAACUAGAUAUUUCACCUUCUUAGCCAACCUGGUCUCAGAGCAUUUUGUAUGAUUCUGUACGUAAAAUCGCGAAACACUCCAUUUAGUAUGAUAUGUUAUGUUUGGUAUUGUUACAUAAGACAGAUGGCUACUUAAGGUAAAAACAAAAGAAGGGUGGGUGGUUGGUCGGGGCAGAUGGGUUGGCGUUGUUCCAAAGAUUGCGAGCUCCAAUCUCAUCACUGACAGCUUUAGCAUUUUAUCUAAUUAGAAACGUACUACCUUUUAGCUACUUUGCAACUCUUAGCAUGUUAGCUAACCCUUCCCCUAACCUUAACCCUUUUAGCUAACCCUUCCCCUAACCUUAACCCUUUAACCUAAACGCCUAAACUUAACACUAGCCCAGGGUUCUUCAAUUCCGGUCCUGGAGGGCCGAAACACCUCUGUUUUUCAUCCUCUCCUUCUAAUCAGGGGCUAAUUCAGACCUGGGACACCUAGCUAGAAUCCGUAACAUAUCAUACAUUUAGCAAAUUUGUAACAUAUUAUACUAAUUGUAAUUCGUAACAUAUACGAAAUGCAUGAUGGACAUCCACAAAUUAAUACAUAACAUAGGAAACUUAACAUAUCAUACCAAAUGGAGUUCACGGAAUUACGUACAGAAUAAUAUGAAAUGCUCUAAAACCAGGUUGCAACAGCAGGUGGAACGAUAGCUCAGAGCCUAGAGCCAUAUGUCAGAGGAAUCUAUCCUAAAAGCAUAGCACACUUGUAUAGAAUCCUGACAGAGCCUAUUUAGAUGUUUUGUCUUUCUCAAACAGUGAUUGUAAAUGAAACCGCUCUAGCAGUUGUUAUUGGUAAUUAUCAAAUUAUGGAUCCAAAGUUUUUUGUUAAUAUGUAAAAGUGAGUUUAGAAAGUUUCAUUCAAACCCAAAGCAAAGUUGACAAGCACUUACCACGUGAUAAAAUGACAUUGUUUGAUCCCUCAGUCAGUGGAUCCUGCUGUGGCUUCCAAAACAUUGACCUCUGCUGGACACUACUUUCAGACUUAGUCUAGAUAUUCUUCUCUGUUUCUUACCUAACAGGUGGAUCUGCCUAUAGAGCGGCGAGUGAGUCUCUUGCCUUGUGGAGGCACAGGAUCGAAUCCCUGUAUAGAUUACACAUUUUUGUUGUAACUUUUUAUUUGAAACACUGGCAACAAUGUAUUUCUAACUUUUAAAUGAUGAGUUUCAAUAAGCAUAGGCUCUUCAGUUUUUUAUUUAAUAUCCUAAAUCACGCAAUGGAGCCACCGUCUUUUGUAAAUGUUUUGUUUGUAACAAAAAAUCUAUGUUGCUUGUUUCAAAGCAUAGACAGUUAGUUUCAAAGUAACAUUACCAUGUGAUCAAUGACGUUCGUAGCUUCAUUUGAUCACAUGCUUUUUCGUUGCAAAAUGAGAUCCCACUGAUUUCGCCGUGGUACCGGUGCUUUUUUCGAUGCAAAGUUGCUUUCAAACACCAACCUCUACUGGACACUGUAUUUACACAUUUAGUUACAUUUCUUCCAGUUUAUAGCACCUGAAAGGUAGCUCAGCAGGUAGGGACGGGGAUUUGGGAUCAGACACCCGCAUAGGCACAAAAUCGAAUUCUGGCUAUGGUUGAAUUUAAAAUAAUUGUGAAACCACACUAUCUUCCCAUUGUUGUUCAAAUAAUUAGUUAUAAUAGUUGUAUUAGUGUAGCCUAUGCUAAUCUUUUGUCAUCAGCAUCCUAAAUAAUACCACGGAUGCACAGUUUUUGUCUUAAAUAAAUUGAACCUGGAAGAAAAAAGGGAAACAUGGAUGUGGGAUGCCUAUCCAUUGCGCCAUGACGUUUUGAUGGAUGCAAUUGGAAAACAAGUCUAUGUAAACAUCAAACAUGCUGAUAUUUAUUCCUGACCAGCAGAUGUCACUAAUUUGUAUUGUGAUAAAUGCUCAGAGUAAUGAACCGUUUAUUUGGCACAAUUUUGGAAAAGGGUGCAAUUGCAUCCCUCAAUUCGGGGCGUUCCUGCAUGUUGGCAUUCCUGCAUCUGCAGGAACCCCUCUAUACUUCUAUUGGUCCAUUUUUAAGUUAGGACAGGCGGAAGGCGGGGGCGCUCCAGUAAAGUAGAUGGCUGUAAUGCACAAUAACGUUGGAUGCCAGCCGCCGAUCAACCCCACAGAAGAAGGGGCGGGGGCGACACCGGUAGCUAGCUAGCCAUACACCGGUAGACAGUGUCAUUCGCCCCCACCUUUGUGGAAAUGAUUAACUGUACUGUCUUUGUAAACUCUACUCUCUGGUGUCCAGGAGCUGCGUCAGUACCUGUCUAACCUGGCUGACCAGUGCAACAGUACGAGUCAUGGGGUGGACAUGCCCCUGGUGGUCAUAUUGGACAACCUGCACCACGUCAGCUCUCUAGGAGAGGUCUUCAAUGGCCUGCUCAGCUCCAAGCACCACCACUGGUCAGUACGCACACACACACACACACAGAGACUCACACACGCAGAAACACACAGACACACACACAGGCGCGCGCACACACACAGGCACACAUACAGGCAUACACACAGGUGCAUGCACUCACACAGUGUUUAUUUGCUUGCUCUUAAUCUUCAUUGUAUUGCCUUGUUUGUUCUCAGUCCUUAUAUCAUUGGAACAAUGAACCAGGCUACGUCAUCCACUCCCAACCUGCAGCUUCAUCAUAACUUCAGGUACAUCAUAUCUAUAAUGUUCUAUGUGUUACUUUUUUCAGUUACAAGAUAAUGUUAUUCUCUAUUCUGAAAUGUCAAAUGUAAUUGCUGUGUCAUGUAUCCGCCACAAGAUGGCAGUAUUUAAACAUUGAUAUCUCAGUCCUCUGCCUAACCCUCACUUGAGGAGGUCUAUUUCAACAGUAACUGAUCACCCUCUCUGCUGUUGUCUGUUUCCUGUGUGGGUGUCCUCUCUAGGUGGGUGCUGUGUGCCAACCACACUGAGCCAGUGAAGGGCUUCCUGGGUCGGUUCCUGAGGAGGAGGCUGAUGGAGACAGAGAUCAGCAGCCGGCAGCGCAACGGUGAGCUGGUGAGGAUCAUCAAGUGGAUCCCUACUGUCUGGCAUCACCUCAACCGCUUCCUAGAGUCCCACAGCUCCUCGGACGUCACCAUCGGUAAGAUCCACAGGAAAUCACAUUCAUCUUCUUCUCUUCUUUUUUUAUUACAUAAUCUGGCCAUGUUUUUGACAUUAUGAUUUAAGAAAUAGAUGACUAGACUGUACUUGAAUGAAUACAUACUUUUCAAUUGUAUAUUUGAGAUUUGUCAAUAAAGAAAAUAUAUAUGGGACAAGAUUGAAGGUUCUAUUGAAUGAAAGGGAUGUUCUGUUGACGUUUGUCUGUCUCUCUUCCUCCCAGGGCCUCGCCUCUUCUUAUCUUGUCCCAUGGAUGUGGAGGGAUCCAGAGUGUGGUUCACAGAUCUGUGGAACUAUUCCAUUAUUCCCUACAUGCUGGAGGCUGUCCGAGAGGGGCUGCAGGUACAAUGGCAUAACGCUUGAAAUGUGGCAUCAAUUUACAUUUGUAGUAGCACAAGCCCUUUUAAUAAUGGUUAGUAAACUAACACACAGACACAGAGAGAUACUACAUAGAGUAUACUGUAUGUAUAUACAGUACCUUCAGAAAGUAUUCACACCCCUUGACUUUUUCCACAUUUUGUUGUGUUACAGCCUGAAUUUAAAAUUGAUUAAAUUGAGAUUUUUUUGUCACUGGCCUACACACAAUACCCCAUAAUGUCAAAUUGGAAUUAUGUUUUUCGAAAUGUUUACAAAUUAAUUAAAAAUGAAAAGCUGAAAUGUCUUGAGUCAAUAAGGAAUUCAACCCCUUUGUUAUGGCAAGCCUAAAUAAGUUCAGGAGUAUAACAUUGGUUAAUAAGUCCCAUAAUAAGUUGCAUGGACUCACUCUGUGUGCAGUAAUUGUGUUUAACAUGAUUUUUUGAAUGACUACCUCAGCUCUGUACCCCACAUAUACAAUUAUCUGGAAGGUCCCUCAGUCGAGCAGUGAAUUUCAAACACAGAUUCAACCACGAAGACCAGGGAGGUUUUCCAAUAUCUCACAAAGAAGGGCACCUAUUGAAUAUCCCUUUGAGCAUUGUGAAGUUAUUAAUUACACUUUGGAUCAAUACACACAGUCACUACAAAGAUACAGUCGUCCUUCCUAACUCAGUUGCCGGAGAGGAAGGAAACCGCUCAGGGAUUUCACCAUGGUGACUUUAAAACCGUUACAGAGUUUAAUGGCUGUGAUAGGAGAAAACUGAGGAUGGAUCAACAACAUUGUAUUUACUCCACAGUACUAACCUAAUUGACAGUGAAAAGAAGGAGGCCUGUACAGAAUAAAAUAUAUGCAUCCUGUUUGUAACAAGGCACUAAAGUAAUACUGCUAAAAAAAAUUACAAAGCAAUUAACUUGUUGUCCUGAAUACAAAGUCUUAUGUUUGAGACAAAUCCAAUACAACACAUUACUGAUUACCACUCUCUAUAUUUUCAAGCAUAGUGGCUGCUGCAUCAUGUUAUUGGUAUGCUUGUAAUCGUUAAGAACUGGGGAGUUUUUCAGGAUAAAAAAAUUAACGGAAUAGAGCUAAGCACAGGCAAAAUCCUAGAGGAAAACCUGUUUCAGUCUGCUUUCCACCAGACGAUGGGAAAUGAAUUCACCAUUCAGCAGGACAAUAACCUAAAACACAAGGCCAAACUGGAGUUGCUUACCAAGAAGACAGUGAAUGUUCCUGAGUGGCCAAGUUACAGUUUUGACUUAAAUCUGCUUGACAAUCUAUGGCAAGACCUGAAAAUGGUUGUCUAGCAAUGAUCAACAACCAAUUUGACAGAGCUUGAAUAAUUUAGAAAAUAAUAAUGGGUAAAUGUUGCAUAAUCCAGGUGUGGAAAGCUGUUAGAGACUUACCCAGAAAGACUCACAGCUGUAAUCGCUGCCAAAGGUGAUUCUAACAUGUAUUGACUCAGGGGGUUGAAUACUUAUCUAAUCAAGAUAUAUUAGUGUUUUAUUUUAAGUUUUUUACAAAUGUUCGGAUUCUUCUUCCACUUUGAUAUUACAGAGUAUUUUGUGUAGAUUGUUGACUAAAACUGAUAAUUAAAUCCAUUUUAAUCCCAAUUUGUAACACAACAAAAAGUAAAGGGGUGUGAAUACUUUCUGAAGACACUGUUUAUAAUAAACUGACACACAUGUACUGUUUUCAAGGAAAAUAUCUGAGCAGUUAGUAUGAUUCUGUCGGUCUUCUAGCUCUAUGGGAGGAGAGCUCCGUGGGAGGAUCCAGCACAGUGGGUGAUGGAGAGCUACCCCUGGGCAGCCAGCCCCCUGCAGCACGAAUGGCCCAAGCUGCUGCAGCUCCGGCCAGAGGACAUAGGCUUUGAUGGAUACUCCAUCUCCAAAGAUGGCUGUCCCAGCAAGCAAAUUCCCCAGGGAGACACGGACGGAGACCCCCUGGUAUGUUGAUAUAAGGCCAACACCUCCUGUUAACCCAAAUAUCAGUUGGAUUUGGAAAUAUUCAAGAAAGUCUGUUUGGUAUGGCAUUACACAAUAAUCCUGUAUGUGAUGAUGGACUGUAUGGACAAAGGUUUGACUUGAUAUUUGUAUCCAAUAACAUACUCUUUAAAAGCACCUUAAUGAAAUACUAUCUAUGGCUUUAUGGUUAGCAUGAGUGUCUGUAUGUAGGUGACAACCUAUCUGACCUCUAUAAUCUCCACAGAUGAACAUGCUGAUGAGGUUAAAGGAGGCAGCCUACUGCUCCGGCAGCACUCAGAGUUACGACAGCGACUCCAACAGCAACCAGGAUCACCAUGAAGACACCAUGCUGGACUCAUCACUGGAGUACACACUAUGAGUCUCCCUCUGUCAGAAAAUUCACUCUGGGACACAUCCUAAAUUGAGAUACCUUUGUGUUAAUCAUCCAUUGAUCUGAGGUUCAAUGUUCGGUUAUGUAUUUCAAGUUUAAUGAAAAAAUGUAUGCACUCACUAACUGUAAGUCGCUCUGGAUAAGAGCGUCUGCUAAAUGACUUAAAUGUAAGUUAGAAUUUGGACUUCUGCGACUUCAUGUCUUUAUGCAGUCAGAACAUAUUAUAUACCAAUUGGAACUCACUAUUUACA
Molecule: messenger RNA, 20587 nt
Organism: Coregonus sp. 'balchen'
Lineage: Eukaryota; Metazoa; Chordata; Actinopteri; Salmoniformes; Salmonidae
Source: the annotation of a GenBank genome assembly